CGAUGACGCAGCAGAGCAAGACGCCACUGCCUACCAUGCAUCACCAAGAUGAGGACGUCGAGCGCGGUGAUAUCUGGUCGACUGGAAACUCGCACCUGCAUAUACCCUGGCAAAGACCCUAUGCAACAGGUACACCAUCACCUGGAAGCCCGGAGCGACACAGGAGCCUAGACGACUCUGCAAAUAGCAGCGGAGAUGACCACAGUGGCAACAAACUUCUCCUGACGCUGAAAGAACGUGUUCGACAUUUCGUCUGGACCUGGUUCACAAUGACGAUGGCCACUGGACAACUAGCGAAUGUCAUCUUGACUGUACCUUACGAGUUCCAUGGUCAAUACGCAAUUGGCAGUUGCUUUUUCAUCUUCAACCUUGUCCUCUUCACCUUCAAUGUUACUAUGAUCUCUCUUCGCUUCUACUGGUACCCGUCAACCUUCAAGGCGUCACUGACGCAUCCUACUGAAUCUCUNUUUGUACCCGCCUCGGUCGUCUCACUCGGCACAGUCUUAACGAAUAUCACUGAAUAUGCUGUUGGAAAUGGAAAGUCUGGGUUUUGGCUGGAGCGGACCAUGAUCAUCCUGUUCUGGGUUUACUGUGGAUUGGCAAUGGCCUUUACCUGUGGCAUUUAUCUUAUCAUGUGGUCGACUCAGACAUAUACUAUUUCUAGGAUGACACCAGUAUGGAUCUUCCCGGCAUACCCGUUACUCAUCAUUGGACCACAUGCUGGAAAGUUGUCCUCACGAGUGGCGCCAGAGUCAGCACUACCAAUCAUUGUUGGAGGUUUCUGUCUCCAAGGCAUUGGCUUUAUGAUGUCUCUAAUGGUCUACGCCGCUUUCUUGUAUCGACUCAUGACGCAAAAGCUACCGAAAGAGUCGCUUCGUCCUGGCAUGUUCAUCUCUGUCGGUCCCUCUGGCUUCACCAUUGCAGGCGUUAUUACCAUGGGUCAAAAUCUUCCAGGAUGUAUACCAGAGAACUUUAUGGGCGUGGGGCAGAUGGCAGGCACCAUCUCACUGGUCAUGGCGAACUGGAUGGGUAUAUGGCUGUGGGGUCUCGCCAUCUUCUUCUUCAUCGUGUCCUGUGGUGCGCAUUGGUCCUGCGUCAGACAUGGACGACUCCAAUUUGCUCUGACCUGGUACUCGUUCAUUUUCCCGAAUACAGUAGCACGCGCUCUAGACCAUUGCCGCCCCAUCCGCAUCCUCGGCUGCGUAUUCACCUGUCUCCUUGUCGCCGGUUGGUUCUUCGUGUUCGGCAUGAUGAUCCGCGCUGUUAUCCUCAAAGAUAUCCUAUGGCCACAAAAACAAGAAGAUCGUGAUGAAGGUGGUUGGAAGACUGAAGACCCAGACUUGACAUUGACGAAGAGUCAAGCAACAGAUCCCUAUCCCGANGGGAGUUCGAAACGGCAAGCUGGAUUU
Aureobasidium vineae is the source of this 1409-nucleotide messenger RNA. The record is from the annotation of a GenBank genome assembly. Lineage: Eukaryota; Fungi; Ascomycota; Dothideomycetes; Dothideales; Saccotheciaceae.